CAAAAAAGUUUUAACCCAAGAGCUCUUCUUCUUUACAGUCUUUCUCUGUGUAUGCGCGCGUGAGAGAACAGCUUAAUUAGAAAAAUAAAAAACCAAAUCUUUGCUACAUAUCUUUUGGCUGUAUCCGUAUAUAUGUUGUUUCUUCCUAUCAGAAACUCAGAUUUGUUUCUCAAUGGUGGAAGAAGAAGACAAGUGAUUGGUUCUGUUUCUUGGAGUUUAGUUUCUUAUGAUUCAUACAUCUGAAAGGGAAAUACAAAUCAAAAUCUCUUUGUUUCUUUCUCUGUCUCUAAGUCCCAAAAGCCCAUUUUCACUUCUUCUUCUAGUUAUUGCUUUGAGAUCAGAUUACAAAUUUGAUUCUUCUGGAGAUGGGAUUUGAAGACAAGAAAAUGCAGAGUAAGAGACACAAUCGUUCCAAGAGCUGGACUGUUCCUGAAAAGAAAAAACUUGAAGAGGAUAAUAAUAAUAAUAGCAUUGUUUCUUCUCUGGGUGCUUCUCAACGCUUCAAGCUGGACUUACCUCGUUGCUGUGAUAAAUCUGUUAAGGAAGUAAAAGUCCAGAGCUCUCUCAAGCAAGAGAUUCAAGAGCUUGAGAAGAGACUACAGAACCAGUUUGAUGUCCGUGGCGCUUUAGAGAAGGCAUUAGGCUAUAAAACACCUUCUAGAGACAUUAACUCCAAUGCCAACUCUACUCCAAAGCCUGCAACAGAACUGAUAAAGGAAAUAGCGGUGCUAGAGUUGGAAGUUUCACAUUUGGAACAGUAUCUUCUCUCUUUGUACCGUAAAGCAUUUGAUCAACAGUCAUCUUCUGUAUCUCCAAAACAACAGCAGACUCCUAGUUCUCCUAAGUCCACUCUUAGAGGCAAACGUCUGGACUUCUCAACAACAACAACACCUGAACAACCUCGGUGUGUCUCCUUUGACAACAGACUAAAGAGCCCAUGUAUGGUCAACAAGGAACCAGAUUCUCCCAGCCUUAGCUGCAGACAAGAUAACUUAGCCAUGGAGGAGCCUAGGUGUUUCUCCUUUGACAGUAGACUGAAGGAACCUGGUUCUGCUACUAAGAAACUCAAUCAAGAAGGCUCAACAGAGUGCUUCUCCUUUGACAAUAGACCAAUGCAACCUGGUUCUGCUGCUAGUAAACUCAUUCAAGAAGGCUCAACAGAGUGCUUCUCCUUUGAGAAUAAACUGAUGCAACCUGGUUCUGCUGCUAGGAAACUCACUCAAGAAAGCUCAACAAUCGAUUCACGGUGUUUCUCCUUCGACAAUAGGCUGAAAGAUCAAUCUCUUUACGAGGAGGAGGACAUUGAUUCAUGUGUUCGCCGUUGCCAGUCUACUCUUAACCAACGUUCCACCUUCAACAACCGAAUAUCUCCACCAGAAUACAUACACAAUGGAUCAGAUCACAUAUUCAUGACACCAAACAAGCUAUCAGAGGAGAUGAUAAAGUGUGCAUCAGCUAUAUACUCCAAGCUCGCUGACCCUCCAUCGAUAAACCACGGUUUCUCAUCCCCGGGCUCAUCUCCUUCAUCAACAAGCGAGUUUUCACCUCAAGAACAGUAUGAUAUGUGGAGUCCAAGCUUCAGGAAAAACUCUGCUUUCGAUGAUCAGUUCGAGUUCAGCGGACCUUAUAGCUCAAUGAUCGAAGUGUCACACAUUCAUAGAAACCAAAGGAGAGGACGUGACCUUGACUUGAUGAAUCGAAACUUCAGGUUGAUGAUUAAGCAAUUGGAGAGUGUUGAUCCGAGAAAGCUGACUCAUCAAGAGAAACUAGCAUUUUGGAUCAACAUACAUAAUGCACUUGUGAUGCACACAUUUCUGGCUAAUGGGAUUCCACAGAACAACGGGAAGCGGUUUCUACUGCUCUCCAAGCCAGCUUACAACAUAGGAGGUCGCAUGGUAAGCAUAGAAGCGAUACAAAGUUAUAUUCUUCGCAUCAGGAUGCCUCGUCCUGGCCAGUGGCUGAAGUUAUUACUCAUUCCAAGAAAGUUCAGAACCGGAGAUGAGCAUCAAGAAUAUUCCCUCGACCACUCCGAGCCUCUCUUAUACUUUGCUAUUUGUUCAGGCAGCCAUUCUGAUCCAGCGAUUCGUGUUUAUACCCCCAAGGGAAUCUACCAAGAGCUAGAAACCGCGAAAGAGGAGUACGUUCGUGCAACGUUCGGGGUAAAGAAAGACCAGAAGCUAGUCUUACCAAAGAUCAUCGAGUCUUUUAGCAAAGACUCGGGUUUGAGUCAAGCGGCACUGAUGGAGAUGAUUCAAGAAUGUCUUCCAGAGACAAUGAAGAAAAGAGUAAAGAAACUUAACUCUGGGAGAUCAAGGAAGAGCAUUGUUGAAUGGAUGCCACAUAGCUUCGUGUUUAGAUAUUUGAUAGCCAGAGAACUUGUUAGAUGAAUCUAUUUAUCUGUAAUGUUGUUAUUGGUGAAGUGUAUAGGAUGAGGAUUAUCAAUUAUGUAAUGUGUAGUGUAGAAGUAGAGAGAGGGAAAACUGCAUGCCGUUUUACGGGAUGAUGUUUUGGCUUUGUCGUCUUUGGUACUGUGUACAUACUAAAUCAAUUCCCUUACCUUUUUUAUGACC
Messenger RNA from Brassica napus (rape), 2570 nucleotides. RefSeq lists its product as uncharacterized. Lineage: Eukaryota; Viridiplantae; Streptophyta; Magnoliopsida; Brassicales; Brassicaceae. The record is from RefSeq and is a predicted model, not a curated record. The transcript is spliced from 12 exons. Bases 366 to 2387 code for a protein of 673 amino acids.